ACCGUCGCACGGCCAUUGCAAGUGCAUCUUUCCAUGUCCCGUUCCUGCAUGUAGUUCACUAAGCACUGUAGACCACGAAAGGAGUUUUGUUUUCGCGACCGCUGCCUCCGUUCUCAUCGUCAUAGCUAGGUAAUGGCAGCUCUGCAUCCUGACGAGCUCUGCGCGCGCGACGACCGACCGCAACGAUCAACUUCCGUCGCAUAGUUGUAGCUUCCACGAUGAAGCCUGUACAUGUUCCGCGGCCCGUCUGCUCGCGGGGCCUUGCUGCGCGCCAGUUCUCAACGACAGCGCGACGGCGUGUUGUAAAACCCAUCACCGACCUCCCCGACCGCGUAAAACCCUCCUUCGUCGAGCGCCCAAAUGCCACGCUGCUCUCGCUGCAGUGGCCGUCCCCGCCACGCAACAUCCUCAUAACGAAGAAAAAGCGCACCCCGGGCAUCACCGAGUCCCUCGUAGAAUACACCACCCACCUGUCCUCCACCUACCCCGGCAUCAACAUCAUCCUCGAGCCAGAAUCCGCUUCAGAGGUCCACGAAACGGUCCCAUUCCCAGUCUACACAUACGACCCCGCUCCGCCCAACGGCACGCCCGCGCAUCUUUCGGACAAAACCGACCUAGUCUGCACCCUCGGCGGCGAUGGCACCAUCCUCCGCGCGAGCAGUCUAUUCUCCCACGCGACUGCUGUCCCACCCGUACUGAGCUUCGCCAUGGGCACCAUCGGCUUCCUCGGCGAGUGGAAGUUCCGCGAGUACAAGCGGGCCUUCCGCGAAGUCUACAUGAGCGGCGCAAGCGACGCGUAUGCCCAACUCGAGGGCCCCGAACCCAGCACCACGCCCCCGGCGACAUCGAUACCCGUCUCGCCAGACGACCCGCUCGACAAGCCCCUCUCCUACGCCGACAUCAGGGGCAAAGCCAUGGGCUCGAACCGCACUGCCCGCGUCCUGCUCCGCAACCGCCUCAAGGUAGGCGUUUUUGGGCCCGACGGCACGCGCCUCAACAGCAACCUGGACCAAGACACGUACGCGCUCAACGAGAUCGUCGUGCACCGCGGCGCAUCCCCGCAUCUCAAGAUCGUCGACGUCUUCGUCGGCGGGAGAUUCCUGACCGAGGGCGUGGCCGACGGCAUGAUCAUCAGCUCGCCGACGGGGUCCACCGCCUACAGCCUCUCCAGCGGCGGCUCCAUCGUGCACCCGUUGGUGCCCUCGCUCCUGCUCACCCCGAUCUGCCCGCGCAGCCUGUCCUUCCGCCCGCUGGUACUCCCCGCCAACACGCCCAUCACACUACGCUUAGGAGAAAAGAACCGCGGGCGCGAAGUCGAAGUCUCCAUCGAUGGGAAGAGCAUCACAGGGGGCAUGGGCUUCGGCAUGGAAGUCCGCGUCCUGGGCGAGCAUGUCAAGUCUGAGGCGGGAGAGUGGGUGGGCGGCGUGCCGAGUAUUGUGCGCGGCACGGAUGGGAUUGGGAUGGAGCUCAAGGAGGAGGAUCACUGGGUAGGGGGGUUGAACGCGCUGCUGAAGUAUAACUAUCCGUUUGGGGAUCAGGAUACUUCGGAUGGUGGGGGUAGGGCAUGAUGUGUUGUAUAAAGGAGAUCGAGUGGGCAAGACGCUGUAAGAUAUGGAGUGGGACAGACGAUAUACCCCAGCAUUAGCAUAUGGUCAUGUGGU
Messenger RNA from Paraphaeosphaeria sporulosa, 1661 nucleotides. RefSeq names its product putative mitochondrial NADH kinase POS5. Gene Ontology annotation, molecular function: NAD+ kinase activity. Lineage: Eukaryota; Fungi; Ascomycota; Dothideomycetes; Pleosporales; Didymosphaeriaceae. The transcript has a single exon. Bases 219 to 1568 code for a protein of 449 amino acids. Gene Ontology annotation, biological process: NADP+ biosynthetic process; NAD+ metabolic process. The record is from RefSeq and is a predicted model, not a curated record.